Molecule: messenger RNA, 1722 nt
Organism: Drosophila grimshawi
Lineage: Eukaryota; Metazoa; Arthropoda; Insecta; Diptera; Drosophilidae
Product: transmembrane protein 267
Exons: 3
Coding region: 570-1265 (231 amino acids)
Source: RefSeq, a predicted model, not a curated record
GUAUGGAAAAUUUCAUUGAUAUGCUAAUACAGACAUGUGUAUGUACUUGCUUAUCUUGUGUGUAGCGAGAGAGCCUUAGCAAUAGAGCUCUUGAAAAUUAAGUUAUUAAAAAGGUUAUGCUCAAAUUUAAUUUUCAAUUAGGGUAGUCCACUUGAAUUUUGGCGCCUCCAGUCAGCUGUUGUAUUUUGAAGUGCUGCCAGUUGCUUUGACUGCCAAGUGGCAGCACUGCAUUUACAGCUGUAGCCGACUUCACGUUGCUGUGACUAAUAUCAAAACAUGCUGGGGGCAAAAGGAAUUUAGACCCAAAGAAAGUAUGCCGCUUGUUGUUGUUGCUGCAGCAAAGUCCAUGUAAUGCUGGCAAUAGUAUGUGUGUGUACUUGCAACCUAAGGUAUCUGCAGGAUUGCAGUUAUUGCAACAUCGGUGAAGCACCUUAAAUAAAUUGUUGUAACAGGAGCAUUACAACAACAACAGCGACUAAGUGAAAACAAAAUUGAAGAAACAGCUGUGCUGAGAUUCCGUCCAUAAACGAAACCAGUUCAAAGUUCCAGAUCGAAUUAGGAAUCGAUCGAUGCCACAUUGCCACACAAUGGUCUAUCUACGGAUUGUGCUCACCACGCUGGUAACCAUCACAUGCCUGCUGGGUGAUAAUUUCGUCGAACUCACCCAGCAUCCGCUGCUCAAAGCUCUGGCGGACAAUGCAACACAUGCCGCAAUUGGCGCCUUGACCGGAAUCGCAUUUGCCAUGCAGUUCUAUGAGCGAACCAGUCAACUCUUUGGCUGGAUAUUGAUUUUCAGCUGCUUUGUGGCAUCCUCGUUCAUUGAUCUGGAUCACUUUGUGGAGGCCCGUUCGCUCUACUUGGAGGAUGCCACCAAUUUGUCGCGUCGUCCUUUUCUGCACUGCUCGAGCAUUGUGCUCGGUCUGAUCCUGUUUUAUAUAUGCACAGCAUGCCUGAAUUAUUUUCGCAGCAGUUUAAUCUUGGGAGCGCUGCUCUGUGCCUUCAUCACGCAUCACACGAGGGAUGCAGUGCGUCGGGGCUUUUGGUUCUGGCCCUUUAUGGGACACACGGAUCGCAUACCUCAGUUGGCCUACAUUUUGGGCACCAUAUUGACGCCAUACCUGUUGGGUUAUCUACACAAUAUCUGUCGCAGCACCUGGGUGCUAAGCUUCCUGGGCCAAUAUAUUAAGCUAAGUGAGAGUAAUUAUCGGAGUGGUGCUGGUGGAGUUGGUGGCUCAGCUGCCAGCUAUCGCUAUUUGCAGGUGUAAGUUUUGUGAUACUACAAAUAAUAUUAAUAUUGCAAAUUCUACUACAACAAAAAAUGCUUUUCUUAGGCUUCAAGCUGAUUAGGUUUAGUAUCUGAAAAUGUAAUCUAUCCAGAGCUUAAUUAAAGCUCAUUAGAUUUAGCUUUAAGUUAGCGAAAAUUUGAUCUAGCCAUGAGAUACAAAUACUUCCACAUUACAGGACACAAUUUCAUUAUAGGCUGUUUUUUCCAGUGUAGUUUUUUACUAGUCUCCAACACAAAAACACAGAUAAUAUCCAAAAUGUUGUGAUAUUUAAGCAUAAGCAUUUAGUAUUUAGUAUAAUCAAAGCAGACGCGCACAACUAAUCGAUUUUCAAUUAAUAUGUGUAAUCUGAACGACUAAUAGCUAUAGAUACAAUAUACAUUAUAGAGACACAUACUUAUGACAAAUAUUUUAAUCAAAUCAAUGUUAAUUUAAAUCA